This is a messenger RNA of Ornithorhynchus anatinus (platypus), 1185 nucleotides long. Its product is annotated as G-protein coupled receptor 35-like. Gene Ontology annotation, cellular component: membrane. Gene Ontology annotation, molecular function: chemokine receptor activity. Gene Ontology annotation, biological process: phospholipase C-activating G protein-coupled receptor signaling pathway; positive regulation of Rho protein signal transduction; chemokine-mediated signaling pathway. The coding region runs from base 1 to 1185 and encodes 394 amino acids. The transcript is spliced from 3 exons. NCBI's taxonomy places the organism in Eukaryota, Metazoa, Chordata, Mammalia, Monotremata, Ornithorhynchidae. The record is from RefSeq and is a predicted model, not a curated record.
AUGCCAGGAGCUGGGAGCCGCGGUGGCAAGAAGAAAGACUGCAGUAAUUCCGGUGCUUUUCACAGCAGAGAUGGAGGAAUCCGAGAGCAUGAGAGAGCAGCUUUUAUCCACAACACACAAAGAACAUACCAGGAGCAGAAACUCUCGGUGACAGGAACGACACUACUGAGGAAUUUUCUGACUUCAGAUCAUAAGAACCGGGGCAUCAAUAAUUUCAGAGCCAGUUUUGUGAACCAGUGCAGUGGUAAGCCUGUUGGGAUGAACCACCCAGCCAACUGCAGCACGCACCUGAAUCAUAUUGUUGCGAUCCUUCAAAUGGUGCUGUAUAUACCCCUUUUCUUUCUGGGAGUGCUUUUCAAUGUUCUCGCCUUAUGGGUGUUCUGUUUUAAGCUGAAAAGGUGGACAGAAACCAGAGUGUUCAUGACCAACUUAGUCAUUGCGGACAGCUGCCUCCUCUUCAGUUUACCCUUCAUGCUGUAUGUCCAGCUUCAACAGUAUCAGCACGAUACCGUGUGCCUCAUCCUCGAGUCCGUGUACUUCAUAAAUAGGUUCAUGAGCAUCUCCACUAUCAUGGCCAUAGCUGUCGACCGGUACAUUGCCAUCGCCUACCCCUUGAAAGCCCACAAAUUGAGAUCCCCGCAAAAGGCAGCUCUUUUCUGUGGACUGCUCUGGGUCCUGAUGUGCAUUUCUUUCAUCUAUCAAGAUGGUUCCAGUGUCCACGAAACAAGAUGCUUCCUAAAGACGUCCACGACCCCCUCCCUCAGGACUCUCAUCCUUUUCCUUCUAGGAUUUCUCGUGCCCUUAAUCAUCCUGAGCUUUUGCUCCAUCCGCAUUAUUGUCCAUCUACAUAGGAAGCUGGGGACGCAGUCGGAGGAGCAGAGGCCACCUCGGAAAGCCAUCUGUAUCAUUUACAUCAACAUGAUCACGUUCAUUGUCUGCUUCCUCCCUGUGAACCUGGGUCAUUUCGUUCGUUUCAUUUUGGACUCCAUCAAAGCCAGCUGCGGCACAUUACAAAAAGUGAGCCUCUUCAUUCAAGUCAGUUCACUUGUAGCAAAUAUCAAUUGUUGCUUGGAUGUCAUUUGCUAUUACUUGGUAGCCACGGAAUUUCAAGAGGCUUCGUUGUUGAUCAACAAAUGCAAAUCUUGGUUGUCGGGAGCAAAUGAAACCCAGGAGACCAAACUCUAG